Messenger RNA from Odocoileus virginianus texanus, 843 nucleotides. Lineage: Eukaryota; Metazoa; Chordata; Mammalia; Artiodactyla; Cervidae. The record is from RefSeq and is a predicted model, not a curated record.
UGAGUCCACUAACUCUGUGUUUCUCUCCAAAAGGCUGGGGGAUCUGAAAGAGAGCCAGGAGGAAGUGCCAGCAUCUCUGACCUUGGCAGUCUUUCUAGGAAGAUGCAGCCACUCCUGCUCCUGGUGGCCUUUCUCCUGACCCCCAGGGCAAAGGCAGGGGAGAUCAUCGGGGGCCAUGAAGCCAAGCCCCACUCCCGCCCCUACAUGGCGUAUCUUCAGUACCGGAUUCAGGAUGACAAGAUGAUGUGCGGUGGGUUCCUGGUUCGACAGGACUUCGUGCUGACAGCUGCUCACUGCAACGGAAGCUCAAUCAGUGUCACCCUGGGGGCCCACAACAUCAAACAGCGGGAGAGGACCCAGCAGGUCAUCCGGGUGAGAAGAGCCAUCCCCCACCCAGGCUAUAAUUCUAAGGACCUCUCCAACGACAUCAUGCUAUUAAAGCUGGAGAGAAAGGCCAAGCAGACGUCAGCUGUGAAGCCCCUUAGUCUGCCCAGGGCCAUGGCCCGGGUGAAGCCAGGACAGGCGCGCAGUGUGGCCGGCUGGGGGAGGGACUCCAUGACCACCUACCCUGAGACGCUGCAGGAGGUAAAGUUGAUCGUGCAGGAGGAUCGAAAGUGUGAGUCCCACUUAGGCAACUGUUACAACCACACCACCCAGCUGUGUGUGGGGGACCCAAAGACAAGGAAAACCUCCUUUCAGGGGGACUCUGGGAGCCCUCUCAUAUGUGGCAAUGUGGCCCAGGGCAUUGCCUCUUAUGGACGAAAAGAUGGAUCAACUCCACGGGCCUACACCAAACUCUCAAGUUUCCUGCCCUGGAUAAAGAAAACCAUGAAAAGCCUCUGA